Molecule: messenger RNA, 6077 nt
Organism: Oryzias latipes (Japanese medaka)
Lineage: Eukaryota; Metazoa; Chordata; Actinopteri; Beloniformes; Adrianichthyidae
Gene: mia3
Product: MIA SH3 domain ER export factor 3
Biological process (GO): vesicle cargo loading; endoplasmic reticulum to Golgi vesicle-mediated transport; protein secretion
Cellular component (GO): endoplasmic reticulum membrane; endoplasmic reticulum exit site
Molecular function (GO): protein binding
Source: RefSeq, a predicted model, not a curated record
UGCUGACGUGUCAGCUCCUGCGUCCCACUGCUCAUGCUCCGGCGGCGGCGGAGUCAAGUCCGGCUACACUAACUGCCAACAUGGCAGCAAAACAUUUUUACCGUCUAGGCUUUUUAUUAUUAGUUUUAUUUUAUUUAAUACCAACUGCAGCCUUGGAGAGGAGAUUCUCUGACUUUAAAAGAUGCGCAGACGAGGAGUGCAGCAUGCUUCUCUGUCGGGGGAAAGCGGUUACAGAUUUCUCAGGACCUGAUUGUCGGUUCCUUUCCUUCAAAAAAUCAGAAACUGUAUUUGUUUAUUACAAGUUAUCAGGAAGGAGGGCUGACCUUUGGGCAGGAAGUAUUGGAAGCAACUUUGGCUAUUUUCCAAAAGACCUUCUUGCAGUAAACCACCUUUACACUGAUAAAGAACUUGAAGUUCCCACAGAGGAAACAGAUUUUGUCUGUUUUGAAACAGGAUAUGAUAAGUUUGAAACCUAUGACAUAGAUAAAUUGUUAGGUUUCUCUGCAGAAAUAAAGAAUGUUGAAUAUAAUGCAACUUCUGAUCAAAUCCACGAAGAAGAUGUUGCUCAGAAGGAAAUGCAGCCUUCAGAAGACUUGGUGGAAAUCAAAAAGGAGCCAGAGCACCACAGCACCACAGAAGUCAUCAGAAACACAGAAGUACCACAAGAAGUAUUGACGUCUUUACCACAACUGGACACAUUUACUGAGUCCACGUUAAGGGCUGAUGUAGAGUCUAAUUCAGAGUUGGUGCCAAAUGCUACUGAAAGGAACAACUUUGCCCUUGAGCCUUCUCAAGAAAAUGAAACCAAAGAUUUGUCCACUAAAGCAGAAGUGGAGUCUGUGCCUGAAGAGGAAGUUGUUGACAAACCAGCAUCUGUGUCCGAAACGGUGCAGAUCCCUGAGUUAAAAACUACCCUCGGUACAACUUUUGACGCAGUGACUUCUGAUGACGAGACCACCAAUAAGGUUACCCCUCAUGUAGAGGAGGACACUGAAGAUGUUGAUGAUCCUCCAGAAGAGGUCAUAGAAGAUCAAAAAGAAACCCCUCUGCUGUCUUUCUCAGAGGAGACGGUGGCCACUCCAGCCCCAGAGACUGUUACGGAGCCUACAGCCCAGAUAGAUGACCCAACUCCAACACCGGAGAAAAACAUGUGGACAUCACUUGGAGAUGCUGUGUUUUCAGCUGUCACUGGUGUGGAAACUACAUCUGAAGAUGUGGAUUCAGAGGAAGAAGAUGAUGAGGAAGAGGCUGUAGAAACCCUACAAAGUUUUAAGGAAAAAGAACCACCUUCACCAGAAUCCCAAAACAAUCCAGAGCACAUGGAGCCAAUGCCUGAUUCUUUUCCUGAGUCCAAACUGUUGAAUCUGGGCGAAAUUAGCAGCGAUUCUAAUAAUCUAUUGUCUGAGAAGGAUGAGGAGAGACGGGCUGAAGUAGAAGAACCACCAGAGGAACCUGCACAUCAUCAAAUGGUCAAUCAAGUGUUGGGAGAAGAUGUUUUCAGCAGCACAGAUGUUGAAAAGCAUAAUAUUGAGCUUACUAAACCGAUUGAAGACGAAAAUGAAGUUUCAACGCAUCCAGAGAACGAAUCAAAUGUUCAAGACCGUGUUACAGACCAGGUUCCACUUGGUACUUCAAUCGAAAGCAACACUGUGAAUGAUCAAGAGUCAGUCGACCCAAAACACGAGAAGGAUCUAGAAGUUCCUACUGACGGAGGGGAAUAUAACGACUCCAAUGUUCAAGGUCACAAUGUCGUUAGUGACACAUCACCUGAUCGCAGAGAAGAUCAGUCAGUGAUGGAUGAGGAAAUUAAUAGCAGUUCUGCAGAAUUAGCUGCAGAAAAACCAGAGACCCACAAGCAGCAAGAUGAAGAUAAAAACCAACCAGAGACUGAAGAAACUGAGGAGGAACAGCUACUCGAGGACGAAAAUGCACUUUCCUUCUCACACAUGAACGGAGGACCCUCAGACGAACCGUCACCUGAAACAACAGAGUCCCUUGUGUCAACUCCAGAACCAGAAUACAGUGAAAGCAUCAUGAGACUUACGUUGCUGAGAGAACACUUCACUGAGGACAAAUUGGAGCGCCUACACAAACUUCUGGGUCUUAAAAAUCUCUUCAAAGUGGAAGCCAUGUUCUCUGAUCUGGACACAGAGUUGCAGGCGACCCGCUUGUCCGACGGUGGCACCACACAGGACAUCGAAAAUGUCCUGGAGAACAUCCUGGAAGCAUCUGAGAAUUCCAUCUUGGAUGAGAUUGAGAAGAUGAUGGAUAACCGAGACAAAGAGCGAGACCAGAACAUCCACGUGGACCCAGACAGUUUCGAUGAGGAGGCUGAGCUGUUGGAUGAUUUUCAGGAGCUUGCUUUUAGCCUGCGACAAAAGUACUCAACAGUGAGUGACAGCACGCCUUUAGCGGACGAAAAGCCACCAGCCAACAAUCGGGAUGAACCACUGGUAAAUACUGAAGAACCUAUAGUCUAUGUUGAGGAGAAAAAACCUGAAACCAUGUCAGAGAGCUAUCGAGACCCAACAGGCGCCCAUCAAGAGGGUGUCCUGGUAAAGGCUGAAGAGAAGGAGGAGAUCCCAGAAGAGGCUGAAGAGAAGGAAAACAUCCCAGAAGAGGCUGAAGAGAAGGAGGACAUCCCAGAAGAGGCUGAAGAGAAGGAGGAGAUCCCAGAAGAGGCUGAAGAGAAGGAAAACAUCCCAGAAGAGGCUGAAGAGAAGGAGAACAUCCCAGAAGAGGCUGAAGAGAAGGAGAAUAUCCCAGAAGAGGCUGAAGAGAAGGAAGACAUCUCAGUAAAGGAUGAAGAGAAGGAGGACUCUCCAGUAAAGGAUGAAAAGAAGGACAUCCCAGAAGAGGUUAGAGAGAAGGACACUCCAAUAAAGGCUGAAGAGAAGGAGGUCUUUGUGGAGGAGGUGAUGGUUGUGUCAGACAUUAGCUCAAAGGAGGACAGCGAACACUACAAUGAAACCAAAGGCGAUCUGCAGAGUUUCAGUCCGACGGAUAAGAUGCAGAGGGCCUCUCAAAACACUCUGGAAAGUCCUCCAGACGUGAGCCUCAUACCUGAGCUUGAGCCUUCAUUUACAGAGGGAUCCAUGGAGACAGAAGAGCCAAAAGCAGAAAAACAAGAGGAAGGAGUGGGAUCAUUCACCACUGGAGUUGUUUUUGUAGGUGUCGUUGUCUCAGUAAUCCGGAAUAAAACUGAAGAGUGGACCACUGUGAUCAUCUCAUUACUACCAGAAGAGUGGAAGCCGGGGGAAACGCUGUUUGGCUGUCCCUGGCAGGCUGUUGUUAUCACAGCUUUGGUUGGAGUGCUGACCUUCACGAUCUUCUUCUGGAGAACCAUACUAGCAGUGAAGAAAAGAGAAUAUCUAUUGGAUGAACAGAAGCUCAAAGAUCAAAUUCAGGCUCUCAAAAAAGAGAAGACGGAUGCUCUGGCUAAAAUAUCUGAGCUCCAGAAGCAAGCCAAAGAAUUUAAAGAACAACAGAAACAGACUAAAGAAACUUCUAGUUGCACGAAAAAAAAAGUGCAGGACUUGGAGGGCAAGGUUUCAGAAAUGGAAAAACGUAAUGAAAGACUUGCAGAAGAAAGAAAGAAAUAUGCAGAACUCCUCCAGGAAGAACGGACAACCAGUCUGCAAAAUGAAACCAGGAUUGAAAAAUUGGAGAAGUCAAACGAGAAGUUGCAAAUUAGCAGGAAGAAGAUUCAAGAAGCGCUCGCUAAGACUACCGUCCUCCUGGAUGAAGUUAAGAUUCGAGAAGAUGCACGAAGCGCUCAGCACAAAUGUGUGCAGAAAGAAUAUGCAGCAUUGAAGGAAGAGAACAAAACUCUCAAGGCUACUAUUAAAAACUGGGAGGACAAACACAAGGAGCUGAAUGAGAAGAUCAAAGUCUACCAAAAGUCCCAAAAAGAACUGGAAGACUCUGUAGUGCUCAAAGAUCAUAACGUAGAGGUUCUGUCCCAGCUUCUGGCAGAUCUAGAUGCUUGUGAUCCACAAAAAGGGGAGAUUUCUGUUUUAGCCAAUGGGGAGAUGACAGCUGAUAAGAAGACAGUUAUAAAAAACAGAAUCAAACAAAUGUUGGAUGUUUCCAGGGUCCAGACCACUCUCACCGUCAUUGAAGAGGAGCGAGAUCGCUUCAUGGCAAAACUCCUGAAUGAAGAAAAGUCCAGGAAGGAGCUGGAAGAAAAGCACCAGGAGCUGGAACACACCAUCGGAGCCCUAAAAAGCGAUAAGAGCCACAUUGAAAACCAGCUUAAGAUCCUUAAGCAGAAAAAUGAAAUCAUGGUUGAGAUGUACCAGCAGAAAGAAAACGCUCUACAGCAGAGGUUAACAAAGGAGGAACUGGAGCGCCGCAGCAAAGAGAAUCUGCUAACGGAGGUGGGAGAUAAAGCCCUGGAAGCAGAGGAGCAGGUCAAAGUCUUAAGACAGCGGAUCAGCGAGAUGGAGGAGCAGAUGAAGAAGACGGAGCACGUCUACAAGGAGCAGAUAAAAGAACAGGAAAACAAGACUCAUUCCAACUGGGUGAACGCUCGGAAUGCAGAGCGUGCUCUAAGUCAGGAGAAGAUCGAAUCAUCCAAAUUGCGAGAAAAACUUGCUGUUAUCACCUCCCAGCUUAACGAACGCCGCGCUCCUCUCUUCAGGCCAAACUCGGGUCAGGCUGCAGGCCCCCGCCAAGGUGAUUCUUAUGGGCCCUCUCCUGUGAGUGGGGGUGCUCCAUCCCCUCCUAUAAUGAUCGAGGGCCCCAGGCGCCCUCCUUCUGCCCCAGUGGGGCGAAGAAUUGAUCCGUACGGUCCUCGUCCUCCAUCGGAUCCACACGGUCGUUUCUCGGAGAGCAGACCCGCUCCUGGGAUGGACAUGGUGGGCCCUCGCAGCUCAUCACCAGCACAGCUGGACUCAUCCACACAGCCAGUAGAAGCUCAGGUAGAAACAGACAGUCAGGCUGUGGCUUCCACAGAGAGUCCAGAGCCAGGGCCUGGCUCCUUCAUGGUAUCACCCAUCAGAGACUCGCCCGGUCCCAUGGUUCCAGGACCGCCGCCCGGCCCCGGACCCUAUGAUCCACGUCUCCCUCCACCAGGGCCUUACAGGCCGCCACGACCGGGCCCGUACCAGUUCCCACCGGGGCCUUUCCCGCCAAAUGUGCGCGGUCUUCCUCCCCCAGCCAAUGGGCACCCAGGAAAACCCCUGCCUGGACCUAUAGGGGGAGAUUUUGGACCUCCGCCUGCCAAUGGACACGCAUACAUGCCCAGAACGGGCCACGGGCCUGUGAUGGAUCCACGGGGUCCUCCACCUCCACACUUCCGUCCUCCACCACCACACCACCCGUUUGGACCAAUGCCCCCACCACACGUUCUCCGCGGCCCGCUGGGACCUCGUCCUGACCUGCGGUUCCCAGGUCCCCGAGACGCGUACGGCCCCCCGAUGGACCUGCCUCCCCACUCUGCCCCUGUUGGUGACUCUUACCCCCCCCAGAACUCGGCGGGGGCUCAGGGAGGCCCUGGACCGGGCCAGCAGGGGAAGCAGGAGCCCCCUCAGGACUCGAGGCCAGCAUCGGUCCAACCUUGAGAAAAACCUUGAAAAAAAACGCCCCAGGAGAGGAUUUAAACUCAUCACCCCCCCCCCCAAUAAAGAAAAAACUCUGAAAUGCAUCCAAGGUGCAGUCCAACAUGGUGAUUUUCAUGUUUCUGUUAGACUUUACAUUUCUUUAUUAAAACAACGUCUUUAGGAUGAAGAAAAAUCGGCGUCUAAAUUCAUGACUUGAAGUUUGCCACUUGGAACCUUCUGUGCAAUAACGUAGAAUCUGUCCUUGAAUGUGAUGAUCUUUACGGGGCAUUCCUUUUUAGUUUUCUGUUGAUUUUUUUGUUUUGUUUUUGUUUUUAAGGAGAAAACCAGUAUUGGGUGGGUGGGGAAGGGGGGGUCCAGCUUCUAACAUUUCAGGAAAACCAGUUUCCAAAAAUGAUUCCAUCAGUGUAAACAGCAAACGUGUCGUUUUAAAGGAAAAUGUAUCACAUAUUUUACUACUUUGGUAGAAAUUUUAAUAAAGAAUGUCAGAUCUCUCAGUGUUCUGUUCUGAAAGCA